AUGAAGCGUAUUUUUUUAAUACCAUUAUCCUAAACUAUUUAAUAUUGACUAUGUAGUUUCUUUAUUUUUAUAUAGGAGAGUUACAAGUCACAAAUUCCUUUGACGCAUCUGAUGUGACAAUCAACCCAAGCAUUCCUGAAUCUGAUGAGUAUAUGAAGUUGUUAUCCCAAGAUGAUAUGUCCUUGACAACAACUCGGCUUGAGGUAACUAAAAAGAAAUUAAGGCGGAAGAGAGAAGUAUGGCUGACAUAUCCAGUUAAAACCGUAGCCGAAAUGAUACAUGCAACAGAGAUUGAAAAGUGCAGAAUCACGGCUACCAUUUAUGGUAAUGACACGGACUGGGCUUGGUUUUACUUUGGAUGUUGCCAAUGCACCAAAAAGGUGACAAGGAUCAGACGUGAAAUCGUUUUGGCCAAUUCAACUAAACCAUUGUAGCGUUGUGAUACAUGUCAUGAAAAUGUAUCAAAUGUCGAACCAAAGUUUGAACUCCAUUUGCUGGUUAAAGACGACAACAACAAUACGAAGAUGCUGCUUCUUGACAGUGAAGCUCAAAAAGUAGUUGGUUGUUUGGCUAAACAACUUUGGGAUGGGUCAUACAAUGAGAUGGAGGAUCCAGAGCUACUACCAGUAGAAAUAGCAGGGGCUGUCGGGAAAACCUUUCACUUUGGAGUGCAAAUCAAAAAGGAUAAUGUUUCUUAUGGUGCUGACACUUAUAAAAUAUCAAAGGUGUGGACUCUUGAAGAAUUGACUAAAAUUGAAGCUGAAGCAGCCGAAGCAGAUGCAUGCGAAACUGAAGAGCAGGAAAGUGAUGAACCAGUUAUCACCAUGUCUUCAACUAAAUCGUCUGACAAGGUUUCUACUCAGAGUGAAAUUUCAAGCAAAGAUAUAUCCUAUGGUUUGUCUACUCCAUCAUCCAAGAGAAAGGUGGAAAUAGAUGCGCUGCCUGAUCUCAAUUCCACUACCAAGAAGCAAUGCACCAAGUUAAUAAAACUUGAGAAGGAUAACUUAAAGUAG
Molecule: messenger RNA, 1013 nt
Organism: Brassica oleracea var. oleracea
Lineage: Eukaryota; Viridiplantae; Streptophyta; Magnoliopsida; Brassicales; Brassicaceae
Exons: 6
Coding region: 525-1013 (162 amino acids)
Source: RefSeq, a predicted model, not a curated record